Molecule: messenger RNA, 300 nt
Organism: Didymosphaeria variabile
Lineage: Eukaryota; Fungi; Ascomycota; Dothideomycetes; Pleosporales; Didymosphaeriaceae
Exons: 2
Coding region: 1-300 (99 amino acids)
Source: RefSeq, a predicted model, not a curated record
AUGCGAUCACACGCACUCUUCCUCGCAAUAGUCGUGCCUGCGUUGGCCCUAGAUUGCAGCGAAUGCGGCGGCAACAUCUUCAAGAACAACAUCGAGAUCUGGAACGGCUAUCUUCUGCAGGUCGCCGGCCAGCUGGGUAUCAACAUCCAAAAUCCCUGCGUCCAGGGCUUGGACGUGUACAAGACGAUCGUAGAAGCGGGCGGAGGCAUGUGCGUGGAAUUCCCCGGGAAUAUUAGUAUUCCCGCGCCUGCAUACGCGUGCUAUGAUCAGUCGACGGUGAAGCAUAUGGUACGUGUUUAG